UAUGCUUUGGCUUAUCAUGGUCAUUUACGGUAAACCCUUUGCUAUUUCCUUGUACGAUAUAAACAACAUAUUCUAAGUGUCAUAAUCUUGGCGCACAAUUGAGGCUGUGUCUUACUAGCUACUACAAGUAUGGCUUUCCAUAUUCAUAUUCGUGAGGAUGUGGACAAAAGAGAGAUUGAGAUCACUGGGAAUACCAAUGAUGCCAUGGGAUAUGCUGAGACUUUGCUACAGAACUACCCAUUUCAUAAAAUCAUGAAAGAAAAAAAAGACAUUUGUCAUGGCUUCCUUUUUGGACGUUGCUUUGAAGGAGAUGUGUGCAUGGGUGUCCAUUCUACUAUGCCAUAUCAAUGGGAGGUGGAGAAUGGACUUGGUUGGUCAUGUAUCCCAGAGAAUGAGGGCAUUGAGAGAGACUACUGUGACCCAGCAAAGACCGAGAGCCAUGGAAUACCACCGGUGAAUUUUAUCCUCAUGAUCCGCGGUCACAGCAAAGUUCGGCGACUUGCUACGGUUUCCUCCCUGGACCAACCAGAAGCUGUCCUUGCUACCGAGUGGGCUUGGUACUGGGAAGAAGAGGAUGAAUGCUGGAACGCAUUUUGGUCAUCAACUAUGGAGGACCUAGAGAGGGUGUACAGUGAUCCGUCUCUUGGCUCAGUGUUUGAGUUCACUACUGAACGACACACCUAUGAAGUCAAUUUGGAAGACAUGAUCCAGAGUAACAAGAGCUCACACACCCAAAGACUGGUAAGAAGACGUCCGAUCUUCAAAUCUCACAGAGAUGUUCAGAGAGCAAUUUGCAUAUCUAAUACCAACACGUCGAUUGUGCCACCUUACUGGGACCAGUCUCGAUUGCCUAGGAACGGCUUUGAGAUGGUUUUGUUGCCAAGCUCAACAGCUGAACACAAAGACAUUAAGGCCCAUUUUGAGAAAACCGCUGUGGGGUUUCACAUACUCACCAUUGAGAGAGUACAAAACCUUUACCAAUGGAACUUCUAUGAGCUGCAAAGAGAUCAGAUGAAAUCCUCAGGGACAAGCAUCAUGGAGAAACAGCUUUUCCAUGGAACUGUCUCUGAACAUGUUGACAGAAUUUGCAAAGACAACUUAGACUGGAGAGUGUGCAGAAACAAUGACAUUCCCUAUGGAAAAGGAAAUUACUUUGCCAGGGAUGCUAGUUACUAUACCAGCCAGUCCGGAGUGAGGUCCAUGUUUGUUUGUCGUGUGCUGGUUGGAGACUACACUGUGGGAAACUCCAGCUGUCUGACACCACCUCUUAAAGAAACAGGAGGAUCCAUCGCCUAUGACAGCUGUGUGGACAACAUCCAAGAGCCGCAUGUGUUCGUAGUUUUUAAAAAGUCUCAGAUUUACCCUGAAUACCUUAUAAAGUUUUAAAACCAUGCUCCCAACCCAAAUCCCUUGGUUUAACCAAACCCUACUGCCAAGCCAAAUCCUGCUUAAUUGCCAAAACUACAAUGGCAGGGGGAGCACAGGCUUUAUAAGGAUGAGUCUUGUCCUUGAGGCAGAACCGAGCAAUUUCCACUAGAUGGGCCAGCUGCAAAGUUAAAAUUCUCUAUAUUAUAAUUCAUGAAAACAAAAAGUAGCUUUUUGGUCAUAUUUUAAGGUUAGGGUUAGG
Oncorhynchus mykiss (rainbow trout) is the source of this 1627-nucleotide messenger RNA. RefSeq names its product protein mono-ADP-ribosyltransferase PARP12. The record is from RefSeq and is a predicted model, not a curated record. Gene Ontology annotation, cellular component: nucleus. Gene Ontology annotation, molecular function: NAD+ poly-ADP-ribosyltransferase activity. NCBI's taxonomy places the organism in Eukaryota, Metazoa, Chordata, Actinopteri, Salmoniformes, Salmonidae.